GUAAAAGUCUUGUGUUCAUUGACUCAAUACAGUUCAUGGCUUCUUCUUUGGAAGCACUUGUGAGUAACCUUUCACCUGAAGACUUCAGGAUAGUAGGUAAGAGGUGGACUGGUGAGGACUUCAAACUUGUGACACAAAAAGGUAUAUUUCCAUAUGAAUAUUUGGAUGACAUUAGUAAACUUAAUGUUGAGGGUCUUCCAAGCAGAGACAAAUUCUACUCAUCUCUAUAUGAGUCGGAGGUGAAAGAAGAAGAUUACCAAAGAGCGCUAAAAGUAUGGGAUCACUUUAAGAUGAAAACCAUGAGAGACUACCACGAUCUCUACCUGGAAACUGACGUUCUUCUUCUAGCAGAUGUCUUCGAAAACUUCAGAAGAACUUGCCUGGAAAAUUACAAGCUUGACCCUGCACACUACAUAUCAGCACCUAGUCUAAGUUGGGACGCCUUCCUGAAACAGUCAGGUGAGGAGAUAGAACUA
Paramuricea clavata is the source of this 476-nucleotide messenger RNA. Lineage: Eukaryota; Metazoa; Cnidaria; Anthozoa; Malacalcyonacea; Plexauridae. The record is from the annotation of a GenBank genome assembly.